CAAUUUCCGCAGUCUAGCUUACUCCACGGAGGAGGCGCAAUCGAGAUCGUUCUGAUUCCUUCCACGAUGCCCCAUCCAACUCCAUCGGUUCCCCUGCAAUUCCUUCUCUUCUCCUCUUCUCCUCUUCUCCGUCAGCCUGGUGGAUCCCCGUGCGUUGUCUUCCCCCGUCCCGGAUUCGGGCCAACUAAUCUAUGAACGGUUUAGCGAGGGAAUGGGUAGCGCCGUCUGACCUCAUCCCCGAUAUAGGCAGAUUGAAGAGCGCUCGAAGAGUCCUCGCCGCCCGUGCAGCAAACGUACGACGUCCGAGACUAUACGGUCCGUACAUAUUAUGUCUCAAGACUAUAUCCCCUCACGGACGUUCACUCGAUUAUCGCCCGUCACCUAGCAACCAAAACACUUCAAUCCACCCGUGAUUGACCCUCGUGAAAUCGGAGAAUUAUCGCCCACGAUUCCCUCGCGUUGACUCAGAUUUUGAAAUGAAAGAUGGGCCCUUCAAGGGAUGGGCCCUGCAGUUGAUACCUCACAAACGAGACUAAUCCAGGUACCAUCCUAGCCCACGAGCGAUGGGGACGCUCGGUCCAUGUGUUCGGGAUUGAAAAUGCGACCUCUCGCCUGCCACGGAGGUUUUUUAUUUCAAUAGUUCCUGGUCACUGGCUGGUUCGCCGGGUUGAAGGAGUUUAAAUCGCGAUCGAGACUAUGAUCGGGACUACGGCCGGGGUAGGUGUGGUUGAGAGUGCAACUGUCAUCUUCAUAGACUGGUUCUGUGGAUGAAUAUGAACCGUACAGAAUACGAUGUCUUUCGUUAAUGGAAGCUAACAAUAUGAACCACGAUAAGAACAAUACUAAGAACAAUCCAGGAACCUGGUCGAGUACAAGUCCCCCAGUGCCCAAAAAGUAUAGCGUGACGAGGUAAUUACGAUCCACGCAAGCUCUAUCCCAUAUUGGACCUGGACUCAACGCCCGUAAUUACGGUCUCGUAUUGUUACCCCCGCGUCACCCGCAACAAAGAAGGUCUCGGCUCUCGUCUGCCUUGAUAAACUGGCCGCCCAGCGCUUUUCGAAAGUCCGUUGAGCAUCACCAAACCUCAAACCUGCCCCUCGCCCAUGGCUCCCGUCGGCAUUCUGGCUCGUCUCAAGAGCCUCUACACCAAGCAUCAGGAUGAACCCUCAUUAUCAGUGCACACCGUCGCGCUAUUCUCGGUCGCCCUUACAUUACUCUACGUCGUACCCUUCUACCUCUCCCCCGCAACCAGGCCUUCACCCAGUUUAAGCCGCGAUGCGCCGUCCGUCAUCCGCGCGCGUAUCCGCACCGUCACGGGCUCUUGCCUCGUCUGCUCGCUGGUCGUGCUUUGGCUGGUCGUUGAUAAGGGCGGUUCCUCGCUGAGUGCUGCGUUGAGUCUACUCGGAUGGUGGCCGAUUGAUUUCGGCGAUAUCCUGCGCAGUCUCCUGUUGACCGCGAUCCUGUUCAUCGGCCCACUGUACGAACACGGCAUUGUCGAGGGUGAAUGGCGGUCGUGGUCUAGUCGGGCGCAAUGGUCGCAGUCUCUCGGUGGAUGGAUUGGGUGGAGAAAUUAUGUUGCGGGCCCCAUCACCGAAGAAGUCAUGUUCCGCUCCGCCAUCAUCCCCCUCCAUAUCCUCGCCCGCAUCUCCCCGGGUCGCAUCACCUUCCUCUCCCCGCUGUACUUUGGCAUCGCGCAUGUCCACCACUUCUACGAGUUCCGCCUCACACACCCCGACACCCCCGCGCUAGCCGCCCUCCUCCGCUCCCUCUUCCAGUUCAGCUACACCACCAUCUUCGGCUGGUAUGCUACCUUUAUAUUCCUGCGCACCGGCUCCCUGCCCGCCGUCAUCCUGGUCCAUAGCUUCUGCAAUUGGUGCGGGCUGCCCCGGUUCUGGGGUCGUGUGGAGGCUGGUGAGCCUUUGGGACCGCCGGUGCGGGGCAAGGAGGAUGGAGAUGGGAAGGGGAGGGGUGUCAGUGUUGGGGAUGGGGAGUUGAGUAUCAUGUGGACGGUGGUGUAUUAUACGUUGCUCGUCGUUGGGGCGAUGGGGUUUGCAUGGGCGUUGUGGCCGCUGACGGAGUCUUAUAAUGCCUUGGUUGAUUUUGGGAGGAAGGGGGCUAAAUGAGGUGGGAUCUGCCAAUGGGGUGGUAUCCUUUUGUUUUUCCUCGGAUCCCCUGUCAUGAUUUGAUUUGUAUUUUCGCAUGGCGGUACAUUUUGAGCCUGUGAGAAUAUGCAUCUGUAUGUCACGAAGUCUUACGUCUCGUAGCUACCUAUGCGGUAAAUACUCUGGUCGGGAUCUUCCUGAGCGGAAGUUGUACACUUCGGUCUCGGCAUAAUGUCGAACCGAGAGAAGCAUAACAAACAACCUUAAUCUACAAAG
This is a messenger RNA of Penicillium brasilianum, 2378 nucleotides long. The record is from the annotation of a GenBank genome assembly. Lineage: Eukaryota; Fungi; Ascomycota; Eurotiomycetes; Eurotiales; Aspergillaceae.